AUGAAUGGCUUCGGGGCUCGAACCUUUCUAACAGCGGUCUUGGCCUUUAGUCAGGUACACGCCUCUUGGCCACCCAUAACCGGCCACGACUUCGACUUCACCGCAGACUAUCAAUCUGGGCUUAAACUAAGCCCGUCUGAGCCACCAAAAACUGUUUUAUCCGCAAAGGAAAUCUUGUUUGAGCGACCGACAGUUGUACUCGCGGACCCGGAUACCACUGGGCGCGAUGAUCGGUAUAUCGCUUUCUUGGAAGUAUCAUACGUGCCGUGGAUCGACACGAUUGACGACACCAUUUACACCUUCCCCUGGAUUAAAACGAAUCUGAUAGUGACGGAGAAUGGCACGCUGAGUGAUGAGCUACGGGAAUCGAGAAGCAUAUACCGACCUGAUGACACACCCAGCUCGGAGGUGCGGAACGCAACUAUGCACGUCUGGAAGCAAAACCCCGAGCUGAUUCGCUUCAUCGAGGAGGACGAUUUUCCUAUAUUCUGGCAGCUGGCACGCGUCUGGUCUAACAGUACUAGCAAGGUGGACCUAAACUUCCCCCGCGCCAAUGUUGAUUUCAAGAUGCGCAAUGAGACCGGCGAAUUUAGGGGUGAUGUCGACGAAGACGGUGCAAAGAUUGACGGAUAUGUCUCGACUUCAACAUCGGCCAGUGCGACGGCAGCCCCGACUGAUGCGCCUAGCACUACUACUGGAUCUGGCUCGGCGCCGGGGUCUACGACAACGAGUGUGGGAGGGUCCACGGAGACUCCUAAUGCUGCUUCGUCUCAUAUUAUCUCAACUUGGCUUACCACGGUCUCGGGUAUAUUACUUUUCAUUUCUGCAAUCUGA
Messenger RNA from Daldinia childiae, 834 nucleotides. RefSeq lists its product as uncharacterized. Bases 1 to 834 code for a protein of 277 amino acids. Lineage: Eukaryota; Fungi; Ascomycota; Sordariomycetes; Xylariales; Hypoxylaceae. The record is from RefSeq and is a predicted model, not a curated record. The transcript has a single exon.